This is a messenger RNA of Penicillium digitatum Pd1, 3390 nucleotides long. NCBI's taxonomy places the organism in Eukaryota, Fungi, Ascomycota, Eurotiomycetes, Eurotiales, Aspergillaceae. The record is from RefSeq and is a predicted model, not a curated record.
AUGGGGAUGAGCUUUGCUCUUGUACACUAUCAUUACCUGGGCGGAGUGGUUGGUGGCCAGGUGAAGGCCGUUCUUACUGCGAUGGUCUUUGAGAAGUCAUUGAGGCUCUCUAACAAUGAAAGUACCACGUGGCCUGACGGAAAGAUAUCGAAUCUCCUCACAGUGGACUCGCAGCGUAUUGAGAGUGCUCUGCUAUAUGCCAACAUGAUUUGGAGUGAGCCAGUGGCCGUGGUCGUGGCAUUGGCAAUCCUGUUCUAUAAUCUUACCUGGAGCGCGCUGAGUGGUCUCUUACUCCUUGGAGUGGGUGCAAAAGGCCUGGAAUUCAGCAUGGGUUGGCUGGUAUCAAGGCGCAUGGCAAUCAAUGCCGCGGUAGAUCACAGAAUAUUGAGCCUCUUCGAAGGACUGCGCAAUAUGAAAUUUGUCAAAUUCCAUGCCUGGGAGCCAUACUUCCUUCGUCGGAUCUCUGAUGUCAGAGCAGCCGAGGUCCAACAGCAACACAAGCUAUUAAGCCUUCAGAGCACGAUCAUGUCGUUGUCUACUUCGCUGCCUUCGUAUGCGGCCAUGUUAUCGUUCAUUGUAUUCAUGACAGUCCAUGGCCGGCUGACUGCCGCCGAGGCGUUUUCCUCCCUGGCACUGUUCAACUGUCUUCGCAAGCCUCUUAAUAUCUUGCCCAUUGUGCUUAACCAACUCAUCGAUGCAUGGGUUUCCAUACAACGCAUUGAAUCAUUCCUGAAAGCGGACGAUCAACAGAAGACCAUCGAGUGGGACAUGAACGCCGUCGAUGUUAUCAAAAUAACCAACGGCUACUUUUCCUGGAAUCAUGCUGCCGAACACAAUAUCUCGUCUUCUGCAAUUGACGAGGAGACCAGUCUGCUGUCCGCACAUGAGGAAUUCAGUAUGCCGGGCAGUAGGAUUUCGUCGUUGGCCCUAAGUAACGUUGACUUGCAGGUCACGCCAGGAGAGCUUAUCGCAGUCGCGGGGCCCGUAGGCGCAGGCAAAAGUGCCCUUCUUCUCGCUCUUGCCGGCCAGAUGAGCCAAAUUCGAGGCCAUAUCGUCCUAGGCGCUACACGAUCCUUCUGCUCUCAAGUGCCAUGGAUUGAAAGUGGGACUGUCCAGGAGAACAUUCUGUUUGGAAAACCUUUACUACAACCAUGGUAUGAUGAGGUGGUGGAGGCGUGUGCCUUAAAGCAAGACCUCAAGACAUGGGAGCAUGGCGACGCUACCUACAUCGGUGAGCAAGGUAUUACACUAUCCGGUGGCCAGAAACAACGUAUCAGUCUUGCGCGAACCAUAUACGCAGACGCCGAUCUAUUGCUUCUUGAUGAUCCUCUAUCAGCUGUGGACGCGGACGUUAGCCAGCACAUCUUCAACAAAGCCAUUCUUGGCUUAUUGCGUCGGAAAACUUGUCUUCUGGUGACCCACCAAAGGCACAUAAUCACCCAAUGCGACCGUGUUUUAUGGCUUGAAAAGGGCCAUAUCAAAGCCUCUGAAAACCCAUCCAAUCCAUCGUCUGGUGAUGAAUUGCUGUCACAUUUGAUUCCCGCGCAAAAGAAUUACCAGCCAAAUGACUCGAAGAAUGCAGAGCAUGGUGCAUUGACUACUGAAGACGAUAAAGCAGUACAUAGCGACCAAGACCAGAACACGGUGAUAGACAGUGAGACUCAAAAGGCGGGCAGGGUCCACGGAUCCGUUUACAAAACAUAUCUUUCUGCUUCGGGCUCAAUCUUCCAUUGGCCUAUUCUAUUCUCCAUAUUGAUUGUUUCGCAAAUAGCUGGAAUCUUCACUGGCGUUUGGCUAUCAUGGUGGGUGGAUAACACCUUAGGGUGGGAUAAUCGUGCUUAUAUAGUUGGCUAUAUCCUCUUGGGGGUAGUGCAGAGCGUUCUCGCGUGGGUGUAUCUCAGCCAGGCUUCAUUCACCGGUUUGCGAGCCAGUGACAAUCUGUUCAAGACAGCUCUCUCGAGUGUCUUAUAUGCGCCCAUGUCAUUCCACACUGCCAAUCCUGUUGGCCGGCUGAUGAACCUGUUCUCUAGUGAUGUGAAUCAGCUGGACAAUGGUGUGAGUGGCUCAGUCCAGGCGUUCUUCGUGCUAGUGGGCAUUGCUUUCUCUACCUUCCUACUCAUCUCUGUUCAGUUCCCUCUUUUUGUGUUAUCAUUGCCGGUGAUUGCUUCAGUUGUAUCCUACACUUCCGCCUACUAUCGCGCUUCGAGGCAAGAGCUGAAGCGCUUUGAAACAGUAUCACGCUCUACUGUUGCAGGGAAUGCCGUCGAGUGUAUUGCAGGCCGUCAGACUAUCCGAAGCUUCGGUGUCCAACAUAUUUUCCAAAGCAGAUUGAGUAUCGCCAUCGAUGAAGCAAGCAACUUUUCAUAUCUGAUGAUCGCAAGCCAGCAGUGGUUGAAUCUCCGACUGGAUACACUGGGCAAUGUUCUCAUUCUGUUUGUCGGGGCCUUGAUGGUCAUGUCUGACAACUCCAUCCCGGCAAGCAUGUCUGGGUUGUUGAUGACUUAUGCCCUGGCUGUCGUGCAAAUCAUCCCUGGGAUUGUAUCUCAAACCGCUGAGAUUGAGAAUUCCUUUAUUACAGUCGAGCGAAUGAUACAAUAUGGCAAUGAAAUUCCGACAGAGAUGUCCGUGUCGGCUAGUGUGCCACCCUCAACGUGGCCGGAAACAGGAACCAUAACCAUGAAAGAAGUCAGCCUACGAUAUAAAAGUGAUCAUCCUCGAGCACUAAAAGACGUCAGCUUUACAAUCAGUAGCGGAGAAAAGAUCGGUAUCAUUGGGCGUACCGGUGCAGGCAAAUCCUCAAUUGUAUCCGUCCUUUUUCGACUCUUCCCCCUGGAGCAUGGGUCGGUUCUCAUUGACAAUGUGAACAUUGCAGAUUUGGACAUUCAUUCCUUGAGAUCCAAAUUAGCUAUUAUCCCUCAAGACCCCACUCUCUUCCAGGGCACGGUUCGAACAAACCUAGAUCCAUCUGGAGAAUACGCAGAUGAUGAUCUCUGCCAUGCACUUCGCAAAACCAACCUUUAUCCGCAAGUCCACCUUGAUCGAGACGUUCAGCCAGAUGGUAAGAACUUUUCUCUGGGCGAGCGACAGUUACUGGCGUUGGCACGUGUUUUGGUGCGAGACCCUCGCAUCCUCGUCUGUGACGAGGCCACUUCUGCCGUCGAUCAAGACACGGAUCGAGCGGUGCAGCAAACCCUGCUAGAGGCAUUUCAGCACCGAACAGUGAUCUGCAUUGCUCAUCGACUGCAAACAAUUAUACGAUAUGACCGAAUCUGCAUUGUAGAUCAAGGCAGAGUUGUUGAUUUCCAGAGUCCACUUGCGUUGUUCGAUUCAAAUGCCGAGUUCCGCCAGAUGUGUGAGCUCAAUUACAUCACCCGCAAGGAUGUUGUUUAG